Messenger RNA from Mirounga angustirostris (Northern elephant seal), 4124 nucleotides. It is a transcript of the gene RND1, whose product is annotated as Rho family GTPase 1. Gene Ontology annotation, cellular component: cytosol. Lineage: Eukaryota; Metazoa; Chordata; Mammalia; Carnivora; Phocidae. The transcript has 5 exons. The coding region runs from base 2653 to 3351 and encodes 232 amino acids. Gene Ontology annotation, biological process: small GTPase-mediated signal transduction. The record is from RefSeq and is a predicted model, not a curated record. Gene Ontology annotation, molecular function: protein kinase binding; GTPase activity; GTP binding.
UUAGCACCAGCUCCCAGAAUGUCUAUCUCAGAGGAGCUCAGGAAUAGCAAUCUUGUUAGAAGCCAAAGGAAGCUGUUUGCGUGGCAGGAACAGUUUUCACUUACAUCGAAUGUUUCUUUGGAGUGGCUGGUAGAGAGGGUGUGUGUGGGGGGAGGCUGGUAGAGAACAUGGGGGAGAAAGAGGGCUGAAGCCAUUGGGGUUUGGAGUCCAAUGGGGGCUGCCAUUGGAGGGAACCAAGUUAAGGGUUAGAGGAUGUAUGGGAACAUCAUAGAGGCCUCCAGAACUGAGUCCAGAUGAGACUUAGGGUGAGGAAGAGGAGGAAAAGGUCAGGCUGAGGGAAAGGACUCCAGGUUGAAGCAGUCUGUGGUCUUACAGCUGUUCCUGGAACUCUCCCAAACCUUACUUAUGGGCAGUUCAGACCAGCUGUCAGCCUGCUGAAAAAGGACAAGAGGACAAACUCUACAGACAAAUAUCGUCUGAGAGCUGAGAAUGAGGCCUCAGGGAUGAAGUGGGGAAAAAACUUCCAGAGAGCCUGGGAGUGGAGGCUAUGGUAGCACCUGGAUAACUCUUACUACUCUGGAGGUUCCCUUAGGAAGGGGCGCCUCAGGAGAUGAGUAGAGGACCAUGCAACACUUAGUCCCAGAGCCCUCAACCAAGUAAUUUGGACUGGAUGCCACAGGACUUGAUGAGAGGCACACAGACUAGGCUAUAUUGUCAAAAUACCCUCCAUUCUCCUGUCUAUAGUGAGCACUGGAAAGCUCACUCUUAGAGCCUUUGGGUCUGGGAAAGGUUUUUAAACAUCCUUUAUUUAUUCAUUUAUUUAUUUUUAAAGAUUUUAUUUAUACAUUUGAGACAGAGAGAGAGAGAGAGGGCAUGAGCAGGGGGGAGAGGCAGAGGGAGAGGGAGAAGCUGACUCCCCGCUGAGCUGGGAGCCCCGAUGUGGGGCUCAAUCCCUGGACCUGGAGAUCAUGACCUGAGCCGAAGGCAGAUGCUUAACCAUCUGAGCUACCCGGGCACCCCUAUUUAUUUUUUUAUUUUAAUUUUAAUUUUUAAAGAUUUUAAAAAUGUAUUCAUUUGAGAGAGAGAGAGACAGAGAGAGCACAAGCAGGGGGAGAGGCAGAGGGAGAGGGAGAAGCUGACUCCCCACUGAGCUGGGAGCCUGAUGUGGGGCUCGAUCCCAGGACCUGGAGAUCAUGACCUAAGCCGAAGGCAGAUGCUUAACCAUCUGAGCCACCCAGAUGCCCCUAAACAUCCUUUACAUCAGGGGAAAUAUCCCUGGGUGAGACAGCAAUGAAGGUAAAGCUCAGACAGAACAAGACCCAGGGCAUGCUCCAGAGGUGCUGAGCUUGACAAAGAGAAGGGACCUAAAGAUAAACUCUGGGGUGCUCUCAUUUUUGCCCAGGAUCAGUUUUACUCCAAUCCCUGAUCCCCAGGAGGCCUUAUUUAGACUGUCUUGGUUCCUGAAUAAUGAGUGGGCUAUUCAAGCUGCGUAUAUCCCACGGUUCUGCCUAGUGGAGAGGCUCCUUAACAUGCUCUGAGGGGCAGGGCUGGUAGGCAGUUACGUAGCUCCUCUCAACCUUGGGUUGCCCUCCAGCCUGCUAAUCCCAGAGUCCCAGGCCCAGUCUUCCAGUCUGGACUUUAACCAGAUGACACACAGAGUGUGUCGGCAUUAGUAGGUAUCAACCUGGAACUGGACCUGUGCCCGAUUCAUCCAGGAAGCUGACCCCGGGCGGCAGAACAAACACGCUUACGCAGCUCCUGCCAGGCAUGGGGUGAGAAGUGAUCUGGCCCAACAGGGACUUUGUUUGCUUUGUUCUCCUCUUUUCUCUCAUCCCCAGUUGCCAGACACCCUCAUUCUUUUCUCUCUGCCAAUCUCUGGGUCAGGAGUUAUGUGGGUUUUUUCCAGAUGAUGCAAAAAGACUUUAUCUAUCAUCUACCUAUCUUUCUAUCUAUCUAUCUAUCUAUCUAUCUAUCUAUCUAUCUAUCAUCUAUCUAUCAUCUGUCUGUUUAGGUGAAGGCGAUUCCAGACGUGGACGUUGAAAGGGGUACAGGAGGAGCUGAUAAAAGGGUAGAGCAGGAGUCUCUGGGAGAGGAAGCCAGAAGUGGUUUGGAUGGGGAUUAGAUGGAACAAAGAGGUCAGAGAUCUGUGGGGCCACCCUCCCACCCCCCAGCCCGGCUGCCACCUGUCUAUAGUUGAGGCAGAUCCUGCUUUUCUCUUGGGACAACGCCAGCUUGACCUCAUUUUCUGCCUUCAUGGCCAGUUUGCUUUUGACACUAAUUGAUGGACACUCAAGACCAUUAAUUUUGCUUCACGUCCCCUCCCCCCUUCCUAAUACAAAUGCAAACAGCGUGGGAAUCCCCUUGCAGAGGAAGCAAAGAUGCAGCUUUAAGAGAAAGGGAAGGGAGGAAGAGGGCACUGACUCAGAUUCUCCUACCAUUGGCUGCCGGAGGGGAUCCCACCUCAGGGAUUGGCCUCGACAGAGUCCGCCUCCUCUUGUGAUUGGCUUGGCCGGGGAGAUAUAAGGUGGCCGUGCCGGCCUCCUUCUCAUUUGGAGGGAGGCGAGGAAUCUGAUCGGGUUGUUGUGCUGAGACGCACCUGGCGCAACCCUCUCCUCUCUGCAUCUGAGUCCAAGUCCCGCGGAGGCUACAGCCAUGAAGGAGAGACGCGCCCCCCAGCCAGUCGUGGCCAGAUGUAAGCUCGUUCUGGUGGGGGAUGUGCAGUGCGGGAAGACGGCGAUGUUACAGGUGUUAGCGAAGGACUGCUAUCCCGAGACGUAUGUGCCCACCGUGUUUGAGAAUUACACGGCCUGCUUGGAGACCGAGGAACAAAGGGUGGAGCUCAGUCUCUGGGACACCUCAGGAUCUCCCUACUACGACAAUGUCCGUCCACUCUGCUACAGCGACUCAGAUGCAGUAUUACUAUGCUUUGAUAUCAGCCGACCCGAGACAGUGGAUAGUGCACUCAAGAAGUGGAGGACGGAAAUCCUAGAUUAUUGUCCUAGCACCCGUGUUUUGCUUAUUGGCUGUAAGACAGACCUGCGAACAGACCUGAGCACGCUGAUGGAGCUGUCCCACCAGAAACAGGCACCUAUCUCCUAUGAGCAGGGCUGUGCGAUAGCCAAGCAGCUGGGUGCGGAAAUCUACCUGGAAGGCUCGGCUUUCACCUCAGAAAAGAGUAUCCACAGCAUCUUCCGGACGGCGUCCGUGGUGUGUCUGAACAAGCCCAGCCCGGUGCCCCCAAAGAGCCCUGUCCGCAGCCUCUCCAAGCGACUGCUUCACCUCCCCAGUCGUUCCGAACUCAUCUCUUCUACCUUCAAGAAGGAAAAGGCCAAAAGCUGUUCCAUUAUGUGAAGUGGGGGUUGGAGAAGGGAGGCAACCUCCCACUUCCUCCCUUGGGUUGCAGAGGCACGGGGAGAGGGAGGAUGGGACAAUUUAGGACACUGGACGUGCGUUUUGCAGACGGCCACGGUGAGGGCUUGAAAGGAGACAGGAAUGGGACGAGGAAAGAGCCAGGCCCGGCUUGAGGACCUGACACUGAGAAAGAACCAUCACACCCCAAGCCAGGCACUCGGUUGUGGUGGGGGCGGCUGCCCCAGUGUCACCCCCACGCCCCCGCCCCCACUCCAGAGGAAGGAAAGGUGUGGGGGUGCGGGGGGCAUGCUGGCCUCAUGGGCUUGGGGGCCUUCAGCAUCAUGCCUCUUCCACACAGUGCUUCCAUGUGGGCCAGGGGACGGGCGGGGUCCCCGAGCCCUUCCCUUCCCCUCUGAGGAAGCCGCACAGGAGUGGAGUGGGGAAGCCAAGAGGCGGCUCCCUUGGGAGCCGAGCCCAGGUGCUUCAUGACGGGAAUCAGAAGGCCAGGAGCUGGUCAGAGCCAAUGAAAAGGAAACCUCAUCUUUGCAUAGCCCAUGCCUCAUGGAGAGCUGACAUCAUACAUUCAUAUGCUUCUCACCUAAGUCCCCAGGGUCCAAGGGAGAAGCCCCAGACCCCCUUCUCUCGCAGUGUGGGGGUGGUGGUGCUGCCCGGGGCAGGGCUGGGUGGGGGUCACCAGACUUUUUCUGCCCUCAGGGCACGACAGCUGGCAUUUGUUUUAUAGACUCUUGUCUUUGGAACCGGGGGGAGGGGGG